CUCGUCGGAAUGAGGAGGUCGGGUCUCUAAAGGAAGACCAAGACGGAGCAGCAACAGUAUCUACAGCUUGUCAGCAAUGUGUCAAGUCUGAAAACUCUGAACAACGGAAAGAAGAUGUAAACCAAGAACAUGCAUCUGUGACUCCCCUGACCCCUCCAAUCCUGCCUCCAGUCUACCCCUACUUUCACUAUCCACCCCAUCAACCCAUGUACCCCUUUUUUGGCCAUCUACCCUUUCAACCAACCUGGAGAACCAAGCAGCACGUACCCAGCUCCACAUCAACACCACCACCACGGACCUCCACCAUGACGACGACACCAGCCACAUCCCCCAACCCAACAGAAACUCCCUCCCCAGACUUUCUCGGGUAUCCCCUCCAGAACGUCUACUACCACCCUUACUAUUUCUACCACAACCUCUACGGUGGACAGCAGCCCUCGGACCCUUCGUCUCCGAAUGGAGAUCAUCAAGGUUCACCUGAGGUGUCCCCUGAACAACCGUUCCAAACAUCUGCUUCACCGACCGAGCUGGGUCAGCCCGGUGACCCGGACCCGGACCGCCACCAGUACUCUGAUGCAGAUGAUCCCUCCUUUGAGGACAUGCAACUUAUUCCCCACGCUGAGGACCAACACGCCUCUUCCACCAUCCUAGAAUCGACUUCAGAUGCAGACGACUUCCCUCCUUACCAUUACUACCGGUAUUACCAGCCCACUGAGCCUCUAGGUGGGGGUUCUUCUGGAAGGGAGACCUCUGUACCAGAUGGCCAGGUUGACCUGGACUCGGCCGCCGAGGACUCGGCCGCCGAGGACACUGUGGGAAUGGACCAGUACCAAUCCAUGUCUAACGGUGGCGCCUUAAGCCCAGAUAACGCUGCACAGCGAGACUGGUUUAGUCCCUUCCAGCCUCUGGACAUGAAGCCACAAGGGUGGCAAGAUUGUGCUGUAGGGCAGCACCUCGUCUUCAGAGUCCCCCACUGUGUGAAGGGACCCGAGGUGUUCUCUGACGGUGAGUCCUCAGACAGCGGCAAGGCAUCAUGCACUCCCCAGAGGCUGCCGUGGAACCCCCAACUCUACGCUGUGCCACUGCAGGGCUGCGGGGUGCGCACACAGAUUGAAGGUGAGGACACGGUCUACCAGCUGGAGCUCCAGGCCAUCAUCUCUCUUCCGGGAGACCAAGCCCCUCUGCAGGGCAUCCCUGUGAGGUUUACGGUGGAAUGUCGGUCCUCACCCGACGGGUCAGAUUCAGUGACUCUGGAGGUCGUGAAUCCGACCCUGGUCAGGCCUGUCCAGACCACAGAGCCCCCUCUGGUCAUCCAAACAAAAAUCGCCACAGAUGCCUCGUUCACGGAGUUCCUCCCGGAGCUCCACCGGCCCCUGAGCUCGCUCCAGGGCCGGCCCCUGCACCUGGAGGUCAGCGCCCUGGGAACGGGCUACAGGCUGCUGGUCCACUACUGCCUGGCCUACAUCCAGACCCCCCACCCUGCCUGGAUGCUCCUGUACCAUGGGUGUUGGAGCCAGACCCCUCUAGGCCUGAGCCAGCCGACCCCCUCCGCCCUGAGAAUCACCGUCCCCCACUUCCUGGCCUCGCACCCCUCCUCCCAGCCACCCAGCCAUGGACCUUCUGAUACGAAGGACACUGAGGUGUUCUUCCUGUGCUACAGCCAGGUGUGUUCCGAUGCUGCCAACUGCUCACUUCACUGUCGACCAGCUCUACCGCAAUAAGACACUUUCCAGUGUAAUAACACCAUGUAAAGAUAUGAAAGUGAAUGAUGGAAAUAAAGACGGGACACUAGA
This is a messenger RNA of Gadus macrocephalus (Pacific cod), 1793 nucleotides long. RefSeq lists its product as uncharacterized. Gene Ontology annotation, cellular component: egg coat. The transcript is spliced from 8 exons. Bases 207 to 1721 code for a protein of 504 amino acids. Lineage: Eukaryota; Metazoa; Chordata; Actinopteri; Gadiformes; Gadidae. The record is from RefSeq and is a predicted model, not a curated record. Gene Ontology annotation, biological process: prevention of polyspermy; binding of sperm to zona pellucida. Gene Ontology annotation, molecular function: structural constituent of egg coat; acrosin binding.